Molecule: messenger RNA, 1536 nt
Organism: Zygosaccharomyces rouxii
Lineage: Eukaryota; Fungi; Ascomycota; Saccharomycetes; Saccharomycetales; Saccharomycetaceae
Gene: ATG42
Product: carboxypeptidase C
Exons: 1
Coding region: 1-1536 (511 amino acids)
Biological process (GO): proteolysis
Cellular component (GO): fungal-type vacuole
Molecular function (GO): serine-type carboxypeptidase activity
Source: RefSeq, a predicted model, not a curated record
AUGAAGCUAAUAACUGUCUUAUCUACUCUUGCAGGUGUAUCCCAAGCAGUUUCACUGUUCGAAGGGAAUUGGCUGGGUGAAUUUGAAUCCAAGCUACAGUCACCUAGGAACAUUUACCAAGAGGUCACCAAGGGAUUUUCACACCGUUGGGAUUCUGUGCAGGUUCUAGAGUCGCCCAUCGAUCCAAGUUAUUCUCUAAGGAUUAAAGAAGUGGAUCCUGCUAAACUGGGCGUGGACACUGUUAAGCAAUGGUCAGGUUAUUUGGAUUACGAAGAUAGUAAGCAUUUCUUCUAUUGGGCAUUUGAAAGUAGGAACGAUCCUUCAAAGGAUCCUGUAAUUCUGUGGCUCAACGGUGGCCCUGGCUGUUCAUCCUUUACUGGACUAUUGUUCGAAUUAGGACCUUCGCAAAUUGGGCCUGAAAUUAAGCCAAUUCACAACCCUCAUUCGUGGAAUAAUAAUGCAACUGUGAUCUUCUUGGAACAACCGCUAGGUGUUGGUUUUUCAUAUGGUGAUGAAAAGGUUACCAAUACCAGAGCUGCUGGUAGGGACGUCUACAUCUUCUUGGAAUUAUUCUUCGAAAAGUUCCCACAUUUGAGAUCGCAUGACUUCCACAUUGCUGGUGAAUCCUAUGCUGGACAUUACAUUCCUCAGAUUGCCCAUGAAAUCGUUAUCGAAAAUCCUGGAAGAACUUUUGACCUAACCUCUGUUCUUAUCGGCAAUGGUAUUACCGAUUCCCUGAUUCAAAAUGAUUACUAUCAGCCAAUGGCUUGCGGUGAAGGUGGAUAUCCUCAACUUUUAACUGAUGAAGAUUGUUCUACGAUGGAGAAAAAUACAAAUCGUUGCCGUACGUUGAACCGUAUCUGUUACGGUACAAAAUCUAACAUUGCAUGUGUAGCUGCUACUGCAUUCUGUGAAUCUGUUACUGUGGGCACAUUCCAAGAAAAAACUGGCUUGAAUGUCUAUGAUAUCAGGGGUCCUUGUGAGGAUAAUGAUAGUGGCACCUGCUACUUUGGUAUGAAUUAUGUUGAUGAUUACAUGAACCAAAGAUACGUACAGGACGCGUUGGGGUCAGAUGUACACAAUUAUACCGGUUGUAACGAUCAAGUAUUCUUGGGAUUUGCCCUAACUGGGGAUGGUGCCAAGCCUUUCCAACAAUAUGUGACAGAACUGGUGGAUUUAAACAUUCCAGUCUUGCUCUACGCUGGUGAUAAAGAUUACAUUUGUAACUGGUUGGGUAAUAAAGCUUGGUCUGAUAAAUUAGAUUGGAGAUACGGUGAAAAGUACGAAUCUCUACCUCUAAAGGCCUGGAAAAGUCAAAGUACUGGUGAAAAAUUGGGUGAAGUUAAAAACUACGGGCCUUUGACCUUCUUAAGGAUUUACGAUGCUGGACACAUGGUUCCUUAUGACCAGCCUGAAGCCGCUCUUGAAAUGGUGAACGACUGGAUUACAGGUUCUCAUGAUUUUGGGUACUCGGAAGAGAGGUUAGAUGCUGAAGACUUAUGGCUAGAAAAGCUUAAAGAAAUAUGGCUAGAAUAG